This is a messenger RNA of Mesocestoides corti, 1158 nucleotides long. The record is from the annotation of a GenBank genome assembly. NCBI's taxonomy places the organism in Eukaryota, Metazoa, Platyhelminthes, Cestoda, Cyclophyllidea, Mesocestoididae.
AUGAUAUCAACACAAGAGUCGUCAAGGCAACCAGAGGCGGAGAAUCACCGGCCAAUGGACCACGUACCGUCCCUUCCCGUUGACCUCAGGAACAUGGGAAUGCCGGAUUUUGGUAAUCAGUCCAUCCACCGAACAGCAGGAGUCAUGCGUUUGAACGCAACUGGAUUGGAUGAGAAUGGAAGCAGGGUGUCUGAAAAUGCAGAAGACAUGCCCGAAGUUUCUGACGAGAUCAACACCAGUGAUUUGGCUCAGGACGUGGAUCUACUCUACGAGCUGAUUGACGAGAAGGAGGCGGAAACGCGGCAUCUGAGGGAAGAACUUAAGAAGACGCAGGACUGCUGCGUGGAGAUUCAGUCGAAUCUCGAGGAGGCCCAACUCAUAAUCACGGAGCAGCAGGAACAGCUAGCGAUUUACCGCCAGGAAGUCGCUGUCAGCAAGUCCAAUGCAGAAGCCCUUAAGCUGCGCAAUUUCAUUCUUGCGUCCAACAGUCAAGGCACUACCGAUGAGGUCCAGAAAAUCAUCGACGAGUACUCAGGGAUGCUGGAGGAGAUUGAGCGCUUGCGUCUGGAAAAGAAGGACUCCGAGAUGGAGCUUCAACGACUGCGGAAAGAGCGCAGUUUCCUUCGCAAGAAGGCUGACCAACGGCAAGUUUUAGUGGAGCAGGGUGCCGGCAUCCCCGAAGACGGCGGGAAGACAGCCACUCUGACCAGUUCCAGUCGCGUCCAGAAUUCUUCCACAAAUGCAAAUUCGUCAGACACCGAGGACCUUAUUCGCCAACUGCGUGAAGAGAAACGUCACUGGGAGGAAUACGCCAAUCGGCUGGUGCGCACCAUGGUGGAGCACUGCCCGGAUCUCGUCGAUGUCACCCAGACCAGCGGCUCUGAGAAGCCUUUGACAGAACGCGAGCGCAAAUGGCACGACUAUGCCUUGCGUCUGCUCGCUGACACCGUGCGCACCAACCCCAGUUGCCUCACCGACUUCGACAGACGCCUUCUUCAGUCCGUCCAGACCGGUGUCGACGUCGGUAUAGAGUUCGGUGUAGCUGGAGAUGCAGCGCUUCAAACCACCGAGAAGUCGACUAGAACGAACUUUGCGCAAACACGUCGACGCAAGAUUGAUCGACUCAAGGCGUUUUUCCAAAGAGGUGACAGACGCUGA